This is a messenger RNA of Periophthalmus magnuspinnatus, 4870 nucleotides long. RefSeq names its product protein kinase C and casein kinase substrate in neurons 3 (gene pacsin3). Gene Ontology annotation, molecular function: protein binding; phospholipid binding. The transcript is spliced from 11 exons. The record is from RefSeq and is a predicted model, not a curated record. Gene Ontology annotation, biological process: plasma membrane tubulation; cytoskeleton organization; regulation of endocytosis. Gene Ontology annotation, cellular component: cytoplasm; plasma membrane; endosome. NCBI's taxonomy places the organism in Eukaryota, Metazoa, Chordata, Actinopteri, Gobiiformes, Gobiidae. The coding region runs from base 521 to 1834 and encodes 437 amino acids.
ACACACAUGCACGCGCAGAGGCCGGGAGCGCGCACGGCAGAGGGGAGGACAGACGUGACCCGCGCGCGCUGCAGCUUCUGUCCCACGAAACGGAUCAACAAGUCACAUUUUCGCUCCACAAAACGCGUCAAAAAGUCGUUUAAUUGUUCCUAAACUUCGUAAAGCUUCAGACAUCUUCGUGCGUAAUCGUUGUCUCCCUCGGUGGAUUUACGACGGAUGAAAAACGCGGCGACAACCUGGGAAAUGGAUCGGUUUGUGGAGGUUUGAAGCGAGUUUUAAAGGAGAAAACGUGACUCAAUCUUGACAGAAACGACUCGUGUGCGUCAGGAGAGGUUUGUAAAAGAAAGAAACGAGGAUACGUAAGGAGAGGACGCGCAUUGUGGCUGUGGGACUCCUCGCGCUCGUGGGAGGAAACCAGAGCCUGGACUCAGGAUUUGGACUCCCUGGACUCGUCUGGUCCGUCUUUUCUCUGCUGAACGUGAGAGAGUGAGCCGUCAUCAUUCUGUGCUGCGUGGGUGACAUGUCCUCCACCGGAGACCUCAGCCCGGGAUCGGAGAGCUUCUGGGAGCCGGGGAACUAUAAGCGCACAGUGAAGAGGAUCGACGAUGGCCACAGACUGUGUAACGACCUGAUGAGCUGCUUCCAGGAGAGAGCCAAGAUCGAGAAGAACUACGCUCUCCAGCUCAGUGACUGGGCCAAGCGCUGGAGGAGCACUGUGGAAAGAGGUCCUCAGUACGGGACCUUGGAGAAGGCGUGGCACGCGUUCAUGUCUGCUGCAGAGCGUUUGAGUGACCUACACUUGGAACUAAAGGAGCAUUUGGUCAGUGAGGACUCAGAAAAGGUCCGGCUCUGGCAGAAAGACUCGUACCACAAACAGCUGAUGGGAGGCUUCAAGGAGACGAGAGAUGCCCAAGAUGGUUUCCAUAAGGCUCAGAAGCCCUGGGUCCGCAAGCUCCGAGAGGUGGAGGUGAGUAAGAAGUCGUACCAUCAGGCUCGUAAAGAGGAGUGGAGCGCAUCGAACAGAGAGACUCACGCUAAAGCCGACCCCAGCAAGUCCCAGGAGGAAGUCCGAAAAUACACGGCCAGAGUGGAGAAGUGUUCACAGGAGGUGGAGAAGGCGAAGGAGCGUUACAGUAAGGCUCUGGAGGAGCUAAACCGCUGCAACCCGCGGUACAUGGAGGACAUGGAGACUGUCUUUGAACUGACUCAGGAGAGUGAGAGGAGCAGGCUCAGGUUCUUCAAGGAAGUUCUACUGGAGAUCCACGAGCACCUGGACCUAAGCACCAAGGACGGGUUCUCGGCGCUGUACAGAGACCUGGGUCAGACCAUCCGAGCAGUCAGUGACUCCGAGGACCUGCGCUGGUGGAGGAACACACACGGACCAGGGACCACCAUGAACUGGCCUCAGUUUGAGGAGUGGAGUCCUGAUCUGAGCCGGUCCAUCAGUCGAAAGGAGAGAGGACGAAGCUCUGACGACAAUGUGGUCACUCUGACGAACAUCGUGUCAGCUGGAGAUGUCCCACCCAGCCCUGCCUCCGACGCGCCCACCAGGGUCAAAGAGGACUCAUCUGAUUGGUCGGAUGAUGAGAGUCCGAAGAAGGCGUUGGCGGUGAACGGCAUGCACGAGGGGGGCGUGCAUGAGCAGGUAGCAGGCGUGCACGUCAAGGCGCUGUAUGAUUACACAGGGCAGGAGGCAGACGAGCUCAGCUUUAAAGCAGGGGAGCAGUUACUGAAGCUGAGCGAGGAGGAUGAGCAGGGCUGGUGCAAGGGUCAGCUGAGCAACGGUCAAAUUGGUCUGUACCCCGCCAACUACGUCCAGGUGGUCAGCUCCUGAGGCCACGCCCACUUAAACUGAAGUCACACCCAUUCACACAAGGCCACACCCACAUAAACCCUGGUGUAGAGAAGCUUUCAACAGUGGUCAUCUGGACACUGUUUUUGUGAGACUUCCAUCCAGAAGCCAUUUUACAUAUGAUGGUACUGACUUGAAUUUAUCCUACUCUGAGCUAACCAAGUCCAGCCCCAAAGGGAGGAGUUUCAAAGUGAAAUUUGCUAGGCCUGUCACAAUAAUGACUUUUGAAGAACGAUAUAUUGCUGAUGAAAAUACUGACACUAAACAAUAACAGUAAUGGUAAAUAUUAAUAUAGUAAUAGUAAAAGCCAUUAUGUCACCAACAGGGUGACAGUAAAGCAAGAUUUCCCUCCCCAAAAAACAAAUCUAUAUGUACAAUGCUGGUAAUGAACAUGACCUGGAAUAAAAGAGAUACUUAAUGAGUCAUAGAAGUUAUUUAUUCAGCCCUCUACAUCUCAAAUCUAAUCACAUACAGAAAAAUAACACGCAUUCCCACUAGUUUAAAGAUAAAUAUUGAUCGCUAAAAAUUAUCUGUCAUGUUUUGAACCAUAAGUCGAUACAGUGAUUGUGACAGGCCUAGAAACUGCCCUGUCCUUGUUUAGUAGCCAGCAUCAUUCCUUCAGCAUUGUUAAAUAUCUGAUUAGCUUUUAAUUGGCUUGUUGUGCUCUUAUUUCAUGGACUGUGAGCAGCUGGUAGAUCAUAUCGGAGUCCACCAUUUCUGUUUGAAAAGGGAUUCUCUUUUUUUCACAAAAACGGGAGUGAAGGAAGCUAUUUUUGUCAAUACCAUCAAAUGUAAAAUGGCUUGUGGAUGGAGCUGAAACGUCUUGAUUACAAAAACGGUGUCCAGAUGAGCAACUUGCAGACCUUCUCCACGUCGACAGAAACAAUCACGCAGUUUGACCACACUUCCAGUGUUUUAUAUAUACUAUGUAACUUUUCUGCUGCCUGUCUCCAUGGAGAUGAUACAGCUUUGCCUGGAAUGUGCAACAGUACAGCUUUAAGGACUUCUAUAGCAAUGGACACAGGCCUAGUUACAGGUCAAAUCUGUGGAGAGGCGACUCUGCUCACAGUAAGGAUCCGUACCUUUCAAGGAACCAUAAAAACACAUGAAAUAAAAUAAAUGCAGAUAGACAGACUAGCAAAGCAAUAGCAUCACCAUGGAGACAAGCGGAUAGUAGACCACCUACCAGAAAGUUUCAUAAUGCAGCUUUAACACUACAACUGAGACAAACCCCCAAACCACCCCCAAACUGUCCUCAGCCAAUGGAACAAUGCCAAUGGAACGCUGCAAGGACCAAUCAAAAGCUGCUGUUUUGAUCAUGUGGCCCACACAUGACAAUUUGCAAUUUUGUUUUCAUUGUUUCAAAAUAUUGACUUUUUCCUGUUAAUUUUUAGUUUUGUUUUACUAUAAUUUUAUUGCUUUAAAACAAAAGUACAAAUAUGAGUCAAUACUCGAUACAUUCUGCUAAUAAAAAGUAGUUUUGUCAUGGUAUCGUAAUUUUCAUACAGAAAAAAUAAUAGUACUUUCUUAAUCUUACCAUGAGGUCUUAUAUUUGUUCUGAUAAAGCUGAAAUCACUCGCACAGUUCAAGAAAGCUUAAAUUUUGUCCUGGGAAUGUGAUUUGAUUUUGUUUUUUUUGGUUUUUUUUGUAUCCAUACCUGCUCAAAUGAGUAUCUAGUCUGGAUAUUAGUUUUAGUAUCGAUUAGUGUCUGAUUUUCGAUACUUCUGACAACCGCAGAAGUGACUUGCAAACAUAUCUUUUAUCCAGCACUGGGGCUGGUACCAGGAGCACGCACUGCAAAUAACAGGGAUCUUCAUGAGCUGAAAUGAUGUGAAAUGACACAAGUUAUCAAUUAAAAACUAUUUAAGUAAAGUAUAGUUUCAAUUAUCUACCAGUUAAUUUUGAAGUGAAUAUUUGAUAAUUAUAUUGGAAAAGAAAUGAGGGAAAUGCUUAGACUAACAAAAAACAAAAUAAAAUAAUACAAACUUUUGCGUCAUUGAAGGUGUAAAGGAACUUUUUGGACAAGUUUAAUGUCAUAUUGUGGCCCAGCAGCUCAUAAUUCAGCCUAAAAUGAGAAAAAGCUCAUGAGCUUCAAAGAAUUUAAUUAAUGAUAAAUCAGUAUUUUUAAUCUGGAUGAGUCAUCUCAACUUGUAGAACCUUUUUUGCAGUGCUGCAGAGUGUAGGCUUCAUAGUGAUCAGUGCCUUAGAGAAGAGCGCCCUCUCCUGUUUGGACCACACAUUGCACAUUUACCCAAAUCAACCAAUCACAUUCCUCUGUUCAUUUUAAUCAUUUUAUAAAUCGUAAAAUCAGAAAUUUCAUCUUUCCAAAUAAUCAUUUUUAAGUGUGAUAUUUUUGCUUUUAUUUGUAAUUUAUUUGCAUUUUUUGUCUAAGGAUCAAAAAUGGGAAAUGCUUUUGUCUUUUUGGCUCUAUUAAAGAGGGGGUAUUAUGCAAAAAGGACUUUGUGGAGUUUUCUACCAUGUUUUAACUUGUCCCCUCAUCAAAAACAUGCCUCGAGUGUGUUGUGAUAGCGCUCUGAAGGGAGAGUGACUUCACAUGAGGAGCAAAGGGAGGUGGGACUCAGAGAGUUAAAAAUGAAAGUGAAACUCAUAAAACAAUUUAAUAUGUUGUUUUGGACAUAUACAGCAUUUUCAAAACAAUUAAAGGUAACAUGGUGAUCUAGAUGUUAUGUGUUAGUAGUUAUUACCCCACAGAAAUAAAAUACCCCCUCUUUAAAUAAAAAGGUUGAGUUUGUCUUUUCAGAUCUUUACAAAUUAAUACUAAUAAUUAUAAUGUAAAUAGAUGAUGGAUUUUUUUUUUUUUUUUUAAUGAAAUGCAAUUCUUGUUUAAACGCUUUAAGGAUUCUCUCACCAAACUUCUUUUUUCUUCAGGCCAUGAGUUUGAGAAUGAUACUUUAGAGUUAGCUGCUUCAGUGUUAGCCAAAAUGCACCUGUAAAUAUGAAAUUUCACAUUUGUUGCACAAAAUGUGUAAGGAAAUAAACACUUUAUGCAGCAGAAAA